This is a messenger RNA of Ochotona curzoniae (black-lipped pika), 1310 nucleotides long. RefSeq names its product WT1 interacting protein (gene WTIP). The record is from RefSeq and is a predicted model, not a curated record. The coding region runs from base 1 to 1293 and encodes 430 amino acids. Gene Ontology annotation, molecular function: transcription corepressor activity. Gene Ontology annotation, biological process: response to hypoxia; cytoskeleton organization; regulation of DNA-templated transcription. NCBI's taxonomy places the organism in Eukaryota, Metazoa, Chordata, Mammalia, Lagomorpha, Ochotonidae. Gene Ontology annotation, cellular component: transcription regulator complex; P-body; adherens junction. The transcript has 8 exons.
AUGCAGCGCUCCCGGGCGGCCGCGGACGAGGCGGCCUUGCUCCUGGCCGGGCUGGCCCUGCGGGAGUCGGAGCCUGGCGGCGACUCUCCGGGCCGCGGGCGGCGGGGGCCGAGGCCGGGGCUGGGAGACGAGGCGGCGCCGGCGCUGGGCCGCAGAGGAAAGGGCGGCGGCGGCUGCGGCCCCGAGGCUGGCGCGGACAGGGGCCCGCCGCGCGCGGCCGUCCCGGAGCUCAGCGCGCAGCCGGCGAGCAGCCCGCGGGCCAGCCUGGCAGGCUCCGACGGCGGUGGUGGUGGUGGCGGCGGCGGCAGCAGCGCGCGCUCCAGCGGCAUCAGCCUGGGCUACGAUCAGCGCCACGGUAGCCCGCGCUCUGGCCGCUCGGACCUGCGUCUCGGCCCCGGACCGCCGUCGGGGGGCAGCGCCCGCUCCAGCGUGUCCAGCCUCGGCUCCCGCGGUUCUGCGGGCGCCUAUGCCGAUCUGCUGUUGCCCAGCGCUUGCCCCGCGCCGGCUCGCUCCCCGGAGCCCGCGGGAACAGCUCCCUUCCUUCUGCCUUCGCUGCCGCUGCCCGCGAGCCGGGAAGGCGGCCCGUGCGCGGCCGAGCGGCGGCUGGAGGCGCUUACCUGGGAGCUGGAGCGGGCGCUGGAAGCGCGCACGGCGCGGGACUACUUCGGCAUCUGUAUCAAGUGUGGACUUGGCAUCUACGGAGCGCAGCAAGCGUGCCAGGCCAUGGGGAGCCUGUACCACACUGACUGCUUCACCUGUGACUCCUGUGGGAGACGGCUCCGCGGGAAGGCCUUCUACAACGUAGGGGACAAAGUGUACUGCCAGGAGGACUUCCUGUACUCCGGCUUCCAGCAGACAGCUGACAAGUGCAGCGUGUGUGGACACCUCAUCAUGGAGAUGAUCCUGCAGGCGCUUGGCAAGUCCUACCACCCGGGCUGCUUCAGGUGCUCUGUGUGCAACGAGUGCCUGGAUGGGGUGCCCUUCACCGUGGACGUGCAGAACAAUAUCUACUGUGUCAGAGACUAUCACACGGUUUUUGCACCGAAAUGUGCCUCUUGUGCCCGUCCUAUCCUCCCUGCACAGGGCUGUGAGACGACCAUCCGUGUGGUGUCCAUGGACAGGGACUAUCACGUGGAGUGUUACCACUGUGAGGACUGCGGGCUGCAGCUGAGUGGGGAAGAUGGACGCCGCUGCUACCCCCUGGAGGGCCACCUGCUGUGCCGCCGCUGCCAUCUGCGGCGCCUCCGGCCUGGCCCACUGCCCUCACCUGCCGUGCACGUCACUCAGCUCUGAGCACCCGUGGCUGUGGA